GUCUUCCAUGUGUUGCGUAAAAACAAUGUAAACUUUUUCCAUAAAACUGUUCUUUUUUCACAAAUUCCGAUUCAUUCUUUCAACAGAGAGAACAAUGUAAAGAGUUAACGAAACAAAAUACCAAUUUUUUAUAUAUUUAUAAAGUAUGGAAAAAACGUUAGUUUUAUUAUUAAUGCUAGCAUGCAGUUCACAUCAAAGACCACAAAUUGAUGUUAAAGUGUCUACAACGACAGAGCAAACUGAUAAUAAUGAAGAUGUAGAAAAUAAUGCAAAUUUACAUGUACCUGAAACAACAGCAGUUUCUGUUGAGAGUUCUGUUAAUGUAUCAUCUAUUCGCCCAAGUGAAGUUUUUGAAAACUUUCUACCAAGUAAUUAUUACAAACCGAAUGAAAAUCCUAUUUUUGAAAAACCAAGUCCUCAUAUCAAAGGAGAAGUAUUCUAUAGGCCCAGUUAUUUUAAUAGACCCCCUAAUAGAUUUACUUAUCAACUAACAAGAAACAAAGAAAAUGGUAUAAUAUCUCCACAAGCCACACAAGAAUACUACUCUGAAAGUAAUUAUAAUAAAUCUCUACAAUUGGAAUCUAAAAGUCCAGCAAAAUAUGGAGAAAUUUUACCGCAGUUCAAGCCUAUGAAACACGAUUUUGGCGAAUACGUGCCCAAUUAUACCCCUAAGUUAAACGUAGGUAAUUACCACAACGAUGAAAUGUUGCAUUAUCCAGAUGAAACAUACGAAUCACCAAUACACAAUUAUCAUUCUCAAAUAAAAAGAAAGAUAAAUCCUUGGUCGAGUGUUGUAACAGUUUUAGCUUCUCUUUUACCAAUAGGAUUGCUGUUCGCAUCCUUACCACCAACCAUUAUACGAGUAAAUUCUACACAAAAUUCGUAUCAGCUACCUAAAAAUAGUUCUAUCAAUUAUCAAAACAAUUAUACAGGAAAGUAUAAAUCAUUAGAUAAAAAAAUAGCCAGCAGAAAAUCAAAUGAAGUAGAAGUUAAGUUUUUAAAAGAAUUAGAUGAAUGUUCAAAAAGAAAACUGUGUGAAAAUAUGAAAAAAAAUUACUCAUCAAGUGAACUUGAAAAUAUGUUACAAUAUAACAUUCAUAAUAAUUCAACCGAACAAUACACUGAUAUCAUUAAAACUUUAAUAAAAUCGGCAACGUCUGGAUUAGAAAACUCAUGUCAAGUAUUUAAUUGUCAAAAGUGAAUAGCGAAAUUGAAUUCUUUUAUUAUAUGCUCCAAAUUAUGUUUGUUUAAAUAUAAUUAAUGUACAUUUAAUGUUUCACAUGUAUUGUAAACUGCUAUGAUCAUGGUAACCAUAUACUUUAAAAAUAUAUAAUACCAGGGAAUGGUAUGUAUGUGUGGAAUGCA
This is a messenger RNA of Daktulosphaira vitifoliae (grape phylloxera), 1365 nucleotides long. RefSeq lists its product as uncharacterized. The coding region runs from base 146 to 1201 and encodes 351 amino acids. NCBI's taxonomy places the organism in Eukaryota, Metazoa, Arthropoda, Insecta, Hemiptera, Phylloxeridae. The transcript is spliced from 5 exons. The record is from RefSeq and is a predicted model, not a curated record.